CAGCAAAUUUCCAGCUACCGCGCAUUGUUGAUUGACUAGUUUUCCCCCAGCCAAGGGCUUAUCUUCAUCUACACUAAUAUAUAUUAGAGCCUUCACACUUUGUUCUGUAUCAGCUUAAUUAACACAUUCUUCUUCUCCAAAACAGAAAUGAUUUUCUCUAAGCCUCCUCGGCUCAUCCUCUUUAUAUGUCGUCUCAUUCGAAAGCAUUAUCGAGACCAGAAGGGUCUGCAGAGGAGCUUAAGUAAUGCUCAUUCUGUUGCACCUGAGACACAACACAAACAACAUUGCCAGACCACUUUGUCUGAAAGAGUGAAGUGGUCUGAGAAUGCAGUGAUCUUUAAUGUCGAAGGAGCCUUGUUGAAAUCUUCGUCUCUGUUCUCGUACUUCAUGCUGGUUGCUUUCGAAGCUGGCAGUCUUGUGAGGGCUUUUGUUUUACUACUACUUUACCCUCUUCUUUGUUUGCUUAGCCAUGAAGAUUCGGUGAACGUUAUGGUGAUGGUUUCGUUUUUCGGGAUCAAGAAAAGUAGCUUUCGGGUGGGGAGUUCGGUGCUACCAAAGUAUUUCUUGGAGGAUGUUGGUGAUGAAGCUUUUGAGGUGGUGAAGAGAGCCAGAUCAAGCUAUGCAGUCACUGAUAUGCCUCAAGUAAUGGUGGAAUGUUUUUUGAGUGAUUAUUUGGAGAUUGAUUUUGUUUCGGGGAGAGAUUUGAAAGUGGUUUGUGGUUACUAUGUGGGUCUAAUGGAAGAAAAGAAGAACUCGACGAGUUUGGAAGAUAAAUUUGAUGAUGCAAAUAUCUUCAAAAAUGUUAUCGGACUUGAUAAUAUGGAUACAUCUCUUCAGCAUCCAUUGUUCUCUCAUUGCAAGGAGGUUGUGAUGGUGAGUGAAGCUGAGAAGCUGAAAUGGAAUAUACUGAGCAAGGACAGAUAUCCAAAACCAUUAAUCUUCCAUGAUGGUAGGUUAGCUUUCAAGCCAAGCCCACUUGCCAUGCUUGCCAUGUUCAUAUGGCUUCCCUUGGGCUCAAUUAUUUCAAUAAUUCGAAUAUGUAUUGCCAUUUCCCUACCGUACACUAUCUCCACUCCUCUCUUAGCCUACUCAGGAAUUAAACUUGAGCUUUCAAGACCCAACCACCACUUAGCUUCACCAAAUUCUCAGUCACAAACCAAAGGCUCACUCUAUGUGUGUAACCACAGAACAUUAUUGGAUCCUUUAUUUCUGUCAUUCGGCCUCGUGAAACCUUUGGCUGCAGUAACAUACAGCCUUAGUAGAAUGUCAGAGUUUUUAUCACCAAUCAGAACUGUCCGAUUAACGAGAAACAGAGACAAGGACAGGGAAAUGAUGGAUAAGUUAUUGAAUCAAGGGGAUUUGGUUGUUUGCCCUGAAGGAACUACUUGUAGAGAACCUUACUUGCUAAGGCUAAGUCCUUUGUUCACAGAACUGACUGACGAUAUCGUCCCUGUUGGCGUAGACACAAAUGUGAGCAUGUUUCACGGUACAACUGCUAGCGGAUUGAAGUGCUUGGACCCUAUUUUCUUCCUCAUGAACCCGACCCCGAGCUACACAGUCCAGAUUCUUGAUAAAAUCUGUGGCGUUUCUUCGGGCAAUAUUGAUACUCAGAGCUCGAGAUUCGACGUUGCGAAUAAAGUGCAGUGUGAGCUCGGUGAGGCCCUAGGGUUCGAAUGCACAAUGCUUACCAGGAAGGACAAGUACAUGAUCUUGGCAGGCAAUGAAGGAGUGGUUUCUACAGAAAGGAAACAAUAGCCAUUUGCAUGCACAUUGAUAAUUUUACUAGCUAGUAGUAGUUUGGAUUGUGAUGGUUAAAAUUAUUAUUUAUUCAUGAGAUAUUCUUACACAAUUUGGUUCUUCAUUUGUGUCAAGAACAUAAUCAAGAAAGUGAUAUUUAUAAUUA
Messenger RNA from Daucus carota subsp. sativus, 1903 nucleotides. Its product is annotated as probable glycerol-3-phosphate acyltransferase 3. Gene Ontology annotation, biological process: cutin biosynthetic process. Gene Ontology annotation, molecular function: phosphatase activity; glycerol-3-phosphate 2-O-acyltransferase activity. The record is from RefSeq and is a predicted model, not a curated record. NCBI's taxonomy places the organism in Eukaryota, Viridiplantae, Streptophyta, Magnoliopsida, Apiales, Apiaceae. Gene Ontology annotation, cellular component: membrane. Bases 148 to 1755 code for a protein of 535 amino acids. The transcript has 2 exons.